Molecule: messenger RNA, 699 nt
Organism: Camelina sativa (false flax)
Lineage: Eukaryota; Viridiplantae; Streptophyta; Magnoliopsida; Brassicales; Brassicaceae
Source: RefSeq, a predicted model, not a curated record
AUGCCUUUGGUCGAUCACAAUCAUCAACGUGAGUUAGCUAACUACCAUCAACAAGAACAACGACAACAUGAUACACGAUGGGAAAACAGGUUUCGUGUUGACCUUCCGGAGUUUCACGGUGGCAUCCGAGGUGAUCAAUUGCUGGAUUGGUUACUUGCCGUGGAAGAAAUAAUUGAUUUUAAAGGCGUUCCUGAUGAUCGUCAAGUCGCGUUAGUCGCAACCAAGUUUCGAGGACAUGCUGCUUCUUGGUGGCAACAAACAAAGGCGACGCGUGCUCACAGCGGUAAAGCACCAAUUCGUUAUUGGGAAAAAUUGAAGAAGGCACUGAAGGCGACCUUCCUUCCUCAUAACUAUGAUCGACUACAAUACACCAAAUUUCAGAAUUUGAAGCAAGGUCCUCGUUCAGUGGAUGAUUAUGCCAAAGACUUCUACUUGAUGCUUACAAGGAUCAAAACUUACGACACUCCGGUUCAGCUAGGCUCACGGUUUAUUGGCGGUCUACGUGCACAACUUCAGAACGCCUUGAUACCGUUUUAUCCUACUACAGUUGCUGAAGCUCAUCGUCGAGCUGCGUCAUUUGAGCAACAACAAAAUCUGUUUCUUGGAACCCCUCUACUUCCCGUAUGCGUACAUCUGACCAACAAGUCUCGCCGCUACAGCGUGAGGAUCAGUCAAAGUCAGAACCGCGCGCCACUGUGA